This is a messenger RNA of Paramuricea clavata, 2346 nucleotides long. The record is from the annotation of a GenBank genome assembly. Lineage: Eukaryota; Metazoa; Cnidaria; Anthozoa; Malacalcyonacea; Plexauridae.
GUGGUUGACAGCUAACAAGCUCUCAUUAAAUAUGAAAAAGAGUGAAUUUAUGAUAAUAGGAUCAAGACGUCGCUUAGCUUCAAUUGAAAAUAGCCCAGUACUAACAUUAGGGGGAAACAACAUUAAGCGAGUUUACCAAAAAAAGUCACUAGGCAUGAUCCUUGACGACCAGCUAAAAUGGAAUAAACAUAAUGAAAUGCAAUGUAAAACAAUUUCAAAUAAUAUCGCCCUGCUGAAAAGAGCAAAAUUGUUUGUCAAUAGAGAUAGUCUGAUAAAAAUCUACAAUGCCUUAGUGUGGCCUCAUUUCAAUUAUUGUUCAACAAUCUGGAAUGAUGGAUGUUGUUCGAUAAUUGAUAAAUUGUUUAUACUGCAGAAGAGAGCAGCGCGUGUGAUAACAGGGGACACAUACGAGGUUCGUUCCAUGCAAACGCUAGAUAGUCUUAAUUGGCUUCCAAUAGAAGAACUUCUAAAACAACGACAGUUAAUAAUGACAUUUAAAGUACUAACUGGUCGAUUACCUCGAUACCUUGAAAAAUUGUUUUCAGUAAGUCAAAAUGACAAUUACAAUCUAAGAAGCAAUCAAAUUAAAUUGAACCUACCCAAACCUAAGACAAAUUUUCUCAAACGAAGUUUCUCGUAUAGAGCUGCUAAGUCCUGGAACGAACUUCCAAGUGAAACAAUUGAAAAUUAUAACAAUCUUUCAAUUUUGUCGUUUAAACGGCAAUUACUUAAUUCAUCCGUAUCAAUUCAUUGUAAAUAGUUAUAUUCUUUUUGUCCUUUUUAUAUUAUUGUUGUAAACACACGGCCCUUUGAAACCAGCGCUGUAAAUAUUAUCUGCUGAACAGGCUACCGUGUUUAAAUAAUUUUAUUAAAGAUUAAAGAUUAAAGAUUAAUGUAGAGUCCGAGAUAUCCAGUCGUUCGGCAGGAACGGAAAACAAAGACCUGGAUCUAGAAGAAGAGACUGACGAGUUGCAAGUGACUGAGCAGAAUGUUCGCCAAGCUAAGCGUGGAAAACCUGUCCAUCCUAUCUGGAGUGAUGCAUUUGACAUACCAGAUGUACACUACAUUCAGAGUCCCAACAAUGCCCUUUGCAAGCAUUGCAAACAAUCUGUACGACACCAUCAUAAAACACUCUCUGUUGAAACCCAUUUGCGUAAAUGCCAGCCUUUUAAAAAAAUCAUGAUGGAUAAACCAGUAUGCCGUCGUCCAGACUGGUGGAAUAACAGCGUGAAUGGAGCUUCCAAGAAAGCCAAAGUUGCUACUUCAAUUUCAAGCAAGAGUGUUUCGUCCUUUGGCAAUUUGACGCAGUCUUCGCUGAGAUCGUUUGUUAUCCCACAUUUGAACGCCACGGAGCAGAAGAAGUUUAAUCAAGAGAUCGCCAUGCACUUCUACUGCACAGGAACAAGUUUUGUGCGUGUUGAAGACCCCUAUCUUCUUCGGGCUAUACAAUUGUUUCAACCAGGUACACGACUGCCGACGCGGAAGCAACUAGCUGAUGAUAGUUCUGGCGGUUUGCUGGAGAGUUGCUAUCAGAGAGUCAAGGCGGAAGUUGGUAAGUUGUUAUCCUUUAACAAACAGUAUAUCUGCAUCACCAGCGAUGCAUGGUCCAGUACACUGAACGAGCUGAUAGUCAACUACAUGGCUGUAUCCCCAACCAAGUCACUAUUCCUAGCUGUUCACACUGAAGAUCAGCCACAUGAUGGCGGUGUGUUGGUUAAAGCAUGGCCGUGUCGUUACAAUUUUUCUUGUUUUUUUCUCUUAUGUUUAAUGAUGUAUAUCAAAACACAUUAAACCUUCAAGAUAACAAUGCCGGGAUAAGCCUGGAAGGUUUUGUGGUUGCUGGAAAGUUAUCUUCUUCUGUGGCCAUUCCCGAAGUUAAAACUCAAAGAAAUUCUAUCGCCAUCGCUUCGCGGCCUUUGAUUCCCGCAAGUCGAAAGUUAAUGAUGGGAGUGUACGUAUUGAAGAUUGCCUUAUCGACAAAUAUUCUGCUCCUGAGUGGUGAUAUUGCUUUGAACCCGGGACCUGUGAACUCGAAUGUAACUUUCUCGAGUAACGAAUCUAUGAUGUCGGGCUCGGGAAUUUCUGAUAGCGAGAGGGACUAUUCUACGGAGUACUUUAAUCUUGGAUUGGGCGAUAAAGGUUUGCGUAUUGGACACUGGAAUGUCAAUUACUUGACAACAGAAAAAUUCGAACAGAUAAAGCUAUAUUUACUCGGUAAGUCAAGACCCGGCAAAUCGCAACUGGAUGUAUUAUUUCUAAGCGAAACAUUUCUUAAUCCAAGUGUGCCAGACUCAUUAUACACGGUAAAUGGUUUUUCUAUUUUCCGAAGAGAAAGGCUAUUGAAAG